Lycium barbarum (goji berry) is the source of this 932-nucleotide messenger RNA. RefSeq lists its product as uncharacterized. Bases 399 to 740 code for a protein of 113 amino acids. The record is from RefSeq and is a predicted model, not a curated record. Lineage: Eukaryota; Viridiplantae; Streptophyta; Magnoliopsida; Solanales; Solanaceae. The transcript is spliced from 2 exons.
AAUUUCUUUAUGGGUAAAAAGGGAAGUUUUAAGUUAAAUUAUUUCUAACUAUAAAAAUGUAUCAUUAUUUUAAGGAAAGACUAAAGAGAAAAAUGUUUCCCGUUGAGGGAGUACAAUUUUUCUUAAGAACAAGAAACCGAAAAAAAAAAGUACUCCAAAUCAAAAAACGGAAGAAGUGUAUAUAUUUGAAAGUGUCCAAAGAAAAAGGAAAAUUAAGAACAAGAAACGGAAAAAAAAAAUAUAUGGCACCUAAACCCGUUCCUCUCGCGCCAUAACUCUCCACUUCCUGGACACUCUAGCGCCAUAACUCUCCACCUCCUAAAUUAUAGUUACUGGCGCCCCAUUAUUUUAGUUUCUGAUUCUCCAAUUUCAACCCACGUUCACCAUAUAAUACUUAUAUGUAUCCUGCAAUCUAUCUGUCGCUCUUGAAUUCUAAGUUUCACAAUCCUUUUGGGCUAACUGAUAUGGCACCGAGGGGCGGUGGACCAAAUAAAUAUUCUGGAAAAAGGAAUGCAAAUCCACUGACAUCUCCUCCUAUGUUGACUCCCGCACCUAAUCAAACACCACUAUCACCUGAAUCGUCAGCACCAGAAAUGCCACAUUCAGUCGCAACAGUCAAUGAAUCUAUACCAUCAUCAUCUUCUGGGCUUGAUACACCUAGAGAUGAAAUAGGAUCAGCAAGUUCUUCAAACACAAUUGAUGGUACUCAUAUCCCAAUUGAAAUCGUCCUUGGAGGGUAAGAGUACAAGUGCCGCACAAUUUACAUUUUGUAUUAUAUUUUAUAAAUAUGAAGUAAGGCGGUUGUCGAUAUGAGUACAACUAAAACAGUGGUAGAAUUGAUGGCAUUAUUAAGGCCUUCAACAUGGAUUUUAUCUAUGCAUAUAUCAAUGCCAUGUAUACGAUGUCUUGUAUGUGUUGUAUGUUUCAUUUGA